Molecule: messenger RNA, 2710 nt
Organism: Sphaerulina musiva SO2202
Lineage: Eukaryota; Fungi; Ascomycota; Dothideomycetes; Mycosphaerellales; Mycosphaerellaceae
Exons: 5
Coding region: 4-1296 (430 amino acids)
Biological process (GO): regulation of transcription by RNA polymerase II
Molecular function (GO): DNA-binding transcription activator activity, RNA polymerase II-specific; zinc ion binding
Source: RefSeq, a predicted model, not a curated record
CUGAUGCCUCGACUCAAUCACCGCAAAGCGAGAACGGGAUGUCAACGCUGCAAAGCUAGAAAGGUCAAAUGCGAUGAGGGCAAGCCCAAGUGCUUGGCUUGUGCCCGACACAACGUUCCGUGCGAAUAUGUCGACCCUCAACCGCGCCGCUCGGAGGGCCAUCAGGCGCCAUCUCAUUGCCCAGGAUAUGGCGCUGUAUACCCUCCGAGUGCACGUCAGGUUGCCGCCAUACACAAUCCAGUGCUGGCGGGCGAGCUGAAGCUGGAACUGCGGCUCAUGCGCGAAUGGAUCGUUGAGAUAUGCCCCAUUCUUGCUGCAGAUGUCACUUUCUGGCAGAAGCAAGCGACCGAUCUCGGCUUGGAACACCGCAUUGUACUGGACGCCAUGUUCAGCUUGUCCGCCCUUCAUCUCUCUUGGCCACUCCGAGGUCUCGCUAUCUUGGAUGGCGCGAAUCACAACGUCUCAUCAAGGCGAGAUAUGUUGAUCGUGGCGCAAAAGUACCUUCAGCGCGCACUGGAUGGCCACGGUGUCGCCAUGAACGCUCUCAACGCGGACAACGCCAAGGCUGUAUACGCAACAUCUGUGCUCCUGCUGUACUACUCAUUCUUCAAUCUCGGUGAGAUUGCGUAUGAGCCUACGCUUCCAGGCUACGAUCACACCUUUUGGACUCGACUUUCGGGGCAUACCCAUUACCUGUGCGAGCAGUGGGCGGCUAUGGACCAUGGCGAACAACUUAUGGCCGAGUGGGGUGUAACAUUUGGCCGGCCUCCGCUGCCAGAAGCAGAGGAGCUAUUCAGCCAUGAACAAGGCAAGCCUUUCACAGAGCUUCUCACAUUCGCAGAAGAAUACGAAGCCAACUCCACAGGUAACAGAGCCGUGUACCAACAGAGCGUGGCAUACCUGGCCUUUGUGCACAGAAGUAUUGUUCAGGAACUAGACGCGCCGUUGAUCAAUUGCCAACGACUCGUUGCCAUGCCUUCUCAGCUCGGCAGGCAAUUCACCGAACUCAUCGAACAGAGAGCACCAAGGGCAUUGCUACUGCUCGCACACAUAUUUGCUAUGACAAAACUGCUAUCUGAUCAGGUACCAUGGUUGCGAGGUAUCGCAGAGAGACAGGUUGCGCCAAUCCAGCAACAGAUCCCAUCAGCAUGGCAAGAGAUGCUACGAUGGCCAAUGGAGACGGCAUUCAAUCCCCCAAACGAGACCACCACUGACGAACAAGGGAACGACCAAGCAAUAAGAGAGAUGUUGCAGUACAAUACUGACGAUAAAGGUCAGCCGGUCUCACAGGGUUGAUACUUCACGCUCUGUUUAGAAGUGGUCUCGCCAUCCUGACCGUUACGAAUCGACCACAUUCUGUCAUGCAGUGGUGAGAAUGAAGCUGGUCGUCUCACUGGAUAUCUUGGCUUUUGGCACUGUACUCGGAGAUCAGAUUCGAUAAAGCCAUAGAAAGAGGAGGCAUCCGCUCGCCCGAGUCGCCGAGCGUGAAUGAUUGCCAACGAAAGCUUUCGGUAAGCUGGAUGAUUGAACUGCCACAUUUACACUGCACCAGAUAGCUUCAUGGGUACCACGCUCAGUGAUGGUUCUCUGGACAUAUCUAAGGUCAUCGUCCUUGGAGACAACCGCUUAGCAACAUCGAUCUUGACAGGCUUAUUACCACGCAGUAAUGCCGAUGCGAAUCUCGAAUUACAUCAAGCCGUACAUCCGCGGUCCUCGUCCACAGACACAGCCAACCUGACGAUCCACAAAACCGACUUUUCCUUCGAAUCGAUCAAGUCUCUUUUCGAUGAGAUCCACCCGGAUGCAGUCUUCACCACCUCCAGUGCUGGGUCCUUCGAGACUCAGAAAAGCAUCAUAGAUGCUGCCAUAUCGGCUGGAACACGACGGUUCAUCGCAUCAGAGUUCGGACAAGACAGCCAGAAUACAUUGUUGCAACAACGCUUACCACCACUGCAAGGACGAGCAAAAGUCAUCGCGUACUUGAAAGAGCUGAGUAAGGACGACGGGAUACAGUGGGCGGCAGUAGCCACAGGAUUACAGCUCGACCAAGCACUGAUCAGCGGCAACAUCGGCUUCGACCUGAAAUGGCAGAGUGCCACCAUUCACGGCACAGGCGGUGAACUCUUCGCCGCCAGCAGCACGAGCUGGAACGGAAAGAUUGCCCGCGCCAUCUUACAGCAUUGGAACCACAUCCACAACCAAUACAUCUACGCUCCAGGACUCAUCACCAGUGCCAAUGCCUGUCUGGCAGCUUUACAAGAUUCCACUCGACAGGAGUGGAUGCAAGGAAAAAACGACGUCGAGGAUCUAAUGCGAGAAGCCGAACAGCGCAUGCAUCGCGGGUUUCCUGAUGCGGGAAUGUUUUUGUUGGAAAAGAGCGUGCUGUGCGACGAGAGUCUGGGAGCUGUCGUACCUUUCGAGACGAGCCAUGGACGGGCUAUGCUGGGUUUACAACAGGGAGAGGAUCUUGCAGUCGUGGUCGAGAGGGCGGUACAUGAUUUUAGGCACCAUGGCAAGGGUGAUUGCGGCUGUGGGUAGGUAAGAUACCUAUGGUAGGUACUAGUUGAAGACAGUGACCUAUGACAAAAAAUGGCACCCUGCUGGUUUCCGCUACUAGGUGUUCGUUCUCUAGCACGAGAUGUAGUCUACUCGGUCCAUGGUACAUCUAACUAGUGAUUGGACGGUCAACACUGCAGACAGAAUAAUCAAC